Glarea lozoyensis ATCC 20868 is the source of this 1620-nucleotide messenger RNA. RefSeq names its product F-box. The transcript is spliced from 4 exons. Gene Ontology annotation, molecular function: protein binding. Bases 1 to 1620 code for a protein of 539 amino acids. The record is from RefSeq and is a predicted model, not a curated record. Lineage: Eukaryota; Fungi; Ascomycota; Leotiomycetes; Helotiales; Helotiaceae.
AUGCCCAACAUGCCAGAUGAAGAAGUCUUCUCUAUGAACAACAACGAUGUCUACUUGCAUGGCCGUGUCGAUCCCGGUGUGGACUCAAACAUUUCUCUUUUGGAAACAGUCGACACACCAGAAACAUCAACCCGCGCUCAAAGACUGAAGGAUCUAGAGUCGGUUGGAAUAGCCAACCAUCAGACCCUCCAUGGAUUAAUAACGGCCGCGUCGCAUCCAGAUAAAUGCUUUCUUCUCUCAACAUUGCCGGCCGAACUGAUAGACACUAUUAUGCAAUUACUUGAACCAGAGGACCUUAUUUCUGCCUCUCACACCUGUAGAGCACUAUCUCAGCACGCGAGAUCAGACAUUUGCUGGCAACAUCAUGUCCAAAAGAACAUUCCUGGAGUAAAGCUAAAGUCGCCAAGCCCUUGCAAGACUUAUCGAGAGCUGUACAUGGCUCAUGAUCCUCGCUGGUUUUUGACCAAGUACAAGAUUUGGUUCUCGGAUUACUUCCUGCUUGGGAAGAUAAUCAUCUGCCGAUACGAUCCUCGACGUGGGUGCAUUGAAGGCUAUCGUUUGCUCGCAGAGAAAGAGGUCACCGCCUUCGACCCGUGGGAAGCGGACGAUGAAGUUCUGAUCCACUCUUUUGCACCACGACCUCGGCUUCACAUGGACAAGCCUGUUAUCCAAUUCGACUUGCCCAAAACCGACUCGCUGAGGAGGUCUUCGAGGUUGAGGGCAUCGGCUCAGCGAUCCUCGACAGAAGUUCCAAUGCGGAUCGACGCAGAAAGACAGCCACAUGGCGUGUUCUCAAAUUUCAUUCCUGCUCGGCCGUGGCCUGAUAAUGAUCUCGAGAACGUGGACUAUUGGCCCCCUAAAGCCAUCCCCGCAAGGCAUAGAGUGCGGAUUGGAGAAGAUGAAGGCUUUGUACCCCUUGGUAACCGUCCUGUAAAACGGUCUGAGGCUACAGACCAGGCCUUUCGAGUUCGAAGAUGGAUGGAGAUGAACAAUAAUCAAGGGCGGAGUGUACCAGGGGUACAUCUCGGCGAGGAAAUACAUACUUAUUCUACACUCGACCCAAGCCUGUACACACCUACAGAAGAAAAGCCAUUCAGGGGUAUUUGGGUUGGAGACUACAGUGGUCACGGGUGCGAGUUUCUGCUCAUGAAUCAGCCAGAUGAUGAAGAGCCCUUUGAUGAAACAUCUGUGGUGCAAGCAGAAGAUGAAACUGUGGAUGAGUGGGAAGCUCGCAAGAAAAUAGAGCGUAAUUAUCGUGGAAAACUAGAGGCGAUAAAACUGACUGGCGAUCCAAAUAUCCCUCGCGGGCAGUAUACCUUUGUUGCCGACGACAUUGGAUCCGGUGGUUUUAUCAGAAAUGCUACGGAAGAGAGGUUCAAGGGUGCUCGAGUGGUCAAAUCGCGAGGGCAUAUCGCAGCACGAAUGUUCAGAAAUCCCAAAUACAUUGAGAGCCAGCUAAUCAUGAUAAGCCACGACAGAUUGGCUCAGUAUUGGGUCGGAUUUGGACACAUCAGCUUCUAUCAACGGGUUGACAUCGAUCAAUUCCUGUCACCUCUGAAUGACCCGCCUCCCGCCACUCUGAGAGAUGGGCACCUUGUGGGCUCUUUUCUAGACCACUGA